This is a messenger RNA of Symbiodinium sp. CCMP2456, 1188 nucleotides long. NCBI's taxonomy places the organism in Eukaryota, Dinophyceae, Suessiales, Symbiodiniaceae. The record is from the annotation of a GenBank genome assembly.
AUGUCCGGCACGUGGUUGAAAUGGCUUGCUGUCUUCACCGGCUGGCAGUGCCACACUGCCGUAUUCCAGGAGUUCGCGAAGGAGGCAGAGGCUCUCGAGGCCCUCAAGAAAGACAAGGCCUUGGCGUCGAAGGUUGAGAAUGCGGAAGUGUCACAGCUCAUUCGAAAUGGGUGGUGGCUGCUCUGCCGCGAGCUCGUCCUGACCUCGCACGGCCUCGCUGGCUUCGGCAGCCUGGAGAAAGCUGUGCGCCAAGAAGUGACGCAGCUCAAACUGAAUGCAGAUGACCUCCUUCUCUCAUUGAGUCCGCAAGACGACAGUCGUAUCGGAGUGGUCCGCUGUGCGACGCAGUGGGCACAGAACAGCUCGGCCAUCUUCCUCAGCAUCAAGUUUGCCCAUCGUUGGUCCUCACCUGGUGCAUUGAAGGUCCAGGACGAAAAGAUUGAGGUGUCCCCAUGCUGCUUCAACUUCACGGCUUCGGGAGAUCACUCCCAGCUCAAGAAGCGCUACGCGCUGGACUUGGCUUUUUACGGAGAGGUCGAUCCGGAUCACUGGUCAUGGCAGCUUGCGUCAGCGGGUCGAAUGACUACUGAGAUUCGCAAGCGAACAAGAGCGAAUUGGCCAAGACUGCUUGAAUCCAAAAGCAAGCCAGGCAACCUGCAGCAAUGGGAUUCCAUGCAGGAACGUUGGAAAAGCGAGCUGAAGGAGUUUGAUCGGCAGCAUAAGGCCGCUGCCAAAGACGCGGAGAGCACUGAAGGGGUCGAGGCCGCAGAGGAAGAAAUCCACUCCACCGGCAGGAAGAAAUGCGUUGAUAGUCGUGCUUCCCCCUUCUCAAGCGCUGGCCUCGUUACGAGGCUGUGUGAGGCUUAUUGGCCGGUGAGGAUGGAGACAAAAAAGAAGGGCAAAUCCUCCACCUGGUUGGUGCUCUUCCACUCUCCGUCGGAGAUGAAGUGCUACGACCGCGGUGAUGAGUGCCAACGAGUUAAAGAUCGCUGGGAAGCAGUCGGCCGAAAGGUGGAGCAGGUCAGUGAGGCUUUGGUCGGUGCUGUGGACUGCGAUCGGCAUGCAGACCUCUGCCAAAAGGAGAAGGUGGGGACAUUGCCAUUCGUUCGACGUUAUCGCAACGGCAAGAAGAAGACAUACUACGGAGAGUGGGACAUCGACUCGAUCAUGAAGAUUGUCGCGGAUUGA